AUGCACAUGGAUACCAUCAGGAAAAAUGGGUUUUCGUUGGAGAAGGAUUUGGAUGCUCCUCCUGGGCAGCGUUAUAAAAUUAAAGUCGUCCCCUUCAGUAAGAACAUAACUUUUGGUGUUGCAGCGAACAACAAAAAUUGGCUUCUUCACCUUAUCGAUUUCAGCUUGCAGUCGUCCUACAGCACCGGUUUGCCUCCGCUUGCGCCUGCACCGCCUCCACCUGCGCCACCUCCACCUGCGCCGCCUCCCUCCUCGUCGCCUCCCCAUCUUCGCUCUUUGCUGACAUGGCAAUGGCACAAAAAAGGCCUAGAAUUAAUUGGAAACAAAUAG
This is a messenger RNA of Lactuca saligna, 330 nucleotides long. The record is from the annotation of a GenBank genome assembly. NCBI's taxonomy places the organism in Eukaryota, Viridiplantae, Streptophyta, Magnoliopsida, Asterales, Asteraceae.